UUGGCUUUCAUAAAAGCCUCACGCAUGAUAACUAAGCCUUUUCGCGACAAAUCAAGCGCUUUGCAUGAGCAGCAUCAAUACAAAAUAUACAUAAUACACAUAUAAGCGGUGUGUAAGUUUUCGCCAACGCUGACAACUGGUUCGUUGCGCAUAAAUAAAUAUCUACAUAUGACUGUAAGAACAACUUGCCCAGAAGCGGCGCGAUACGCAACCAACCCCAGCUAGACGCAAGUUGUCGACUCAUCUCGUGUGUUCAUUCCUUUUGUAACAGUUGAAGCACGCGGUACACGCUUCCCUGACUUUUAAGUAAAAACGCUAGAAUUUAGGAUGUUGAAUUUAUGGUAAAAGUAAACGGAAGUGUCGAAAUGUGCGUGGGAAUAUGAAGAACAGCGACUAAUUAUAUGAAAGUGAAAAUUAACGUUAAAGUGAAAUUAAAAAGUGUGUGUGUUUGAUAAGGAACGAGUGAGAAUAAAUAAGAGAAAUUUAAAUUUGAAUAUAACAAUGUUUUACAAGACAUCCUUGUGGCUUAUCACGCUAGUGUGCUGCUAUGCACAACUGACAAGUGGCUACGAAAUGAAUAUGACCGAGUACUUUAAAAUGCCGAAUUUAUAUGACUUCGACGAUUACGAUCGCUGCUUACAAGAGUAUAAAAGUCAACAAACAUAUUGCUUUGUGCGUGCCGAAGUGCUGCCGCAAAAUAACUCGGAGGCUUGGCGGGUCAUCGCCGAUAUAUCGAAAUACCACAAACAUCAUUUCGAUCAUCGACACUUGUACUUUGGUUUGUGUUUGCGCUGGUGCGAGGAGGAUUUGGCAGAUGUCAACGCUAAUAUGGCUAAAGAACUUUACGCCGGUCUACUCACCAACAACACAAAGCUAAAUACAUAUGUUAAUUUAUUCAGCGCAGAGGAAACGAAUCGUCAACGUUAUAACACCAUAUUGAAUCAAUGCAUUAAUUUGAAAUUAAAACAGGCGCAUGGACUAAAGGCUGUCAGCAUGCUGGAAUAUUGCGAAACAAAUUACAAAACUGUCGAAAUGGAUACAUGGAAUCUCACCUUCUACACCACCACUUUGGUGUUAAUUUUAUUGGUGGUCGCCAGCAGCUUAUUUGACUUAUAUUGCAAGCACACGCCUGGUGAUAAAGAAAUUUCAAAAGAGGAUCACUACAAAAGCGCGGUAACAGGACGAGUUAAGCGAUUAUGCGUGAGCUUUUCCAUUGUGCGCAAUUGGUAUCGGCUAAAUCAGGAGCCAGCCGGCAAAUUGGGACGCGAUCUACGUUUUCUUGAUUGUUUCAAAUUUUUCUGCAUGUUCUUAGUGGUUUUCGCGCACACCAACUGUAUACUGUAUGAGGGCGCUCUGAGUAAUCCACAGGAUAAUGAGCGUUUAUUACACACAGUUGCUGGCACAUUGCUGAUAUCCGGCGGUUUGAUAACGAUCACCUUCUUUGUAUUCAGCGGCUUGUUGCUCACGAUCAAUUGGAUAGAAUUGACGAAAAUUAAGAAUGACUUGAGCAAUGCGGAGUAUGUGGAGGUGUUUAUUAAGUUCAAUAUAUUUCGCUAUUUGCGCUUGACCAUACCAUAUGCUUUUGUCAUCUUAUUGAGUGGUGUGUACUUUGAAAACCCUGGUGGUCCACUUUGGCGACACAUUGUUGAACGUGAACAACUCGCUUGCCGCAAAAAUUGGUGGGCCAACCUGCUCUAUAUCAAUAACUAUUAUCACAAUAAUGAGAAGUGCAUGCUCCAGAGUUGGUAUUUGGCAUCCGAUACUUUCUCAUUUAUGAUAUCUUUGCUUCUACUGGUAAUAGCACACAAAAUGCCGCACAUGCGCAAUUGGCUGUUUGGUUGCGUUGGCGGAUUUUUCUACGUGCUGCCGGGUUUUAUAACAUAUUUCGGCGAUUACGAUCCCUUCUUUGUGCCAUCGCCACAAACUCAAAAGGACUCGUUCAUAGACGAUCGCGAAUUCAGCGACAUCUAUGCACCGUUCCACAUGAAUUUCGCUUGCUACUUCUGCGGCGUGCUCGCGGCCAUUGCUUAUAGCGAGAUUUCGGCAAAACAAUUUAAAUUGCAUGAAUAUAAAUUGUUCCAAUGCCUUUGGUACGCACUCAUUCCGAUUGGUGUGCUAUGGCUCUUAUCGGCGCAUCCGAUUUAUCAGCAUUACUACGAGGAACAACCAAGGUUUUGGAAUAGUGUUUAUGCUGCAAUACAACGCAACAAUUGGGCGUUGGGUCUGGGCGUUUUCGUUGUAGGCAUGGCUUGCCAAGUGGGCGGUUUAUUCCGCAAGUUUUCUUGUUUGCCUAUCUUUCGUAUUUUGGGACGUCUGACCUAUGGCGCCUUCGUGAUACACAUAUUCGUGGCACGCGUAGUGUUGGGUACUUUAAGAACACCACUUUACUUUGGACCAGGUGUUAUGUUUUACUUUAUACUCGCCACUGUGGUGGUUUCAUAUCUACUCUCAUUAGUAUUAGCAGUUUUGGUUGAGUUGCCGACGUCUGCUAUGUUGAAGCUUAUGCGUUAAUUCAAAGCAGGCAUUGUGCUUGCCACAGUUGCCCAACGAAUGGAAAUGCAAUGCCAAUAAUUUUGAUUUGAAAGACUUAUCUUAUUAAAUUACCUCUUAACCUAUCAUUUGUAUUACUUAGUUUAGCUAAGGAGACUUUUAUUUUAGAAAUAUAUACGUUUUUUCUUAAU
This is a messenger RNA of Zeugodacus cucurbitae (melon fly), 2681 nucleotides long. RefSeq names its product nose resistant to fluoxetine protein 6. The transcript has 11 exons. Lineage: Eukaryota; Metazoa; Arthropoda; Insecta; Diptera; Tephritidae. Bases 502 to 2511 code for a protein of 669 amino acids. Gene Ontology annotation, molecular function: acyltransferase activity, transferring groups other than amino-acyl groups. The record is from RefSeq and is a predicted model, not a curated record.